Molecule: messenger RNA, 746 nt
Organism: Mollisia scopiformis
Lineage: Eukaryota; Fungi; Ascomycota; Leotiomycetes; Helotiales; Mollisiaceae
Exons: 3
Coding region: 82-726 (214 amino acids)
Source: RefSeq, a predicted model, not a curated record
AUGGUACGGUGAGUAUUUGAGAUAAUAAAUACCUCACUUAACCUCAAACGCAAAUCAAUAUCGACAGAUACAGUUCGCAAAAUGAUAUCUGCAAUCACUUAUUCAGUUGUGUUGGUUCUUCUUGCUGGGCAAUUUGUCGCGGGCUUACCAGAAUUGCUUGCAAAAAAAGAUCCCACAUGCGGACCAACGGUUGCUACGGUUUCUCAUGUCACUACCAUCACGGUCGAGAGCAUUUUGACGAUACCCCACGCGUGUUACACUCAUACAGUAACGACGAAACACCACGGGUCCGGCUGUCCCGAUGUCUCCACGUGUGGCCCACAUGCGGAUUGUAUAAUGCUCUCAACAGAAACCGUCACGCUCCCUGCAAACGACUUAUGCUGCCCAACAACUCCGACUGUUGCAGUGCAAGGGCCUUGUCCUACCUGCCAAAAGGGCUGUCUUACGAACACGGUCACCGAAUAUCUUACUGGAGAUCCAGCUUCUCUUGCCAAGAAAGAGGCUGCUAUCACACCAUGUACGAAAGUAAUCUUCAUGUCUGAGACCAUGGUGCUUGGACCUACAAAGACGGUACAUCCCUUGACAUCAACAAGUACAGUGUAUGUACCAUGUGGAGGAUGUCAAUUAAUGACAUCCAAUAUUGGAGGAAUCGGGCCAGAGAUCAGUUUCUCUGCGACCAUCACCGACCCAAGUACUGCCACAAGCACAGCUUGGGUUUGCAUGUAGAGAUGGAAGUGACUGAUAUG